AUGCAGACCAAACACUUUUUCUCGGACCCGACCCAUCUGGUCCUUACCGCAUUGCAUUCACUCACUCUGACGAACCCGUCUCUGGCUUUUGACCCUGAAAACAAGAUCAUUUUCCGCCGCCCGGAAUCUAUCAAGAAACCAAAGGUUGCCAUCGUUUCCGGCGGAGGUUCUGGUCAUGAGCCGGCCUUUGCUGGCUACGUCGGUCAGGGCUUCCUAGAUGCAUCCGCCGCCGGUACCAUCUUCGCCUCCCCCUCGGCGGAGCAGAUCCGCAAGGCGGUCUUGGAUUGCGUCGACAACGAGAAGGGUGUCCUGAUCAUUCCCAUGAACUACACGGGCGAUGUGUUGAACUUCGGUAUGGCAGCCGAGAAGGCUCGCGCUGCGGGUAUCAAGACUGAAUUCUUCGCCAUCAACGACGACGCCGGUGUCGGCAAGAAAAAGGGCGGAAAGGUCGGCCGACGUGGUAUUGGCGGUGGAAUUCUGAUCUUGAAGAUCGUCAGUGCUUUGGCAGAGGCUGGGGCUUCCCUGGAUGAGGUUUACGCCACCGCUCAGCUGGCAAACGACCACCUUGCAUCCGUGGGCUCUUCGUUGGAGCAUGUUCACAUCCCCGGUAGAGCCAUGCCCGAGGAUGUAAUCCCCGAUGGUGAAGUCGAGGUCGGAAUGGGUAUCCACAACGAACCGGGGUCUCACCGCGUCAAGGCCAAUCUCCCAGAGCUGAUCCAAACCAUGCUCUUCCAAAUCCUAGACCACAACGAUCCCGACCGCGCCUUCCUCACUCAUCAGCCCGGGGAUGAAUUCGUCCUGUUGAUCAACAACCUGGGUGGCGUCAGCCCCCUGGAGCUCGCGGGUAUUACCGAUGAGGUCUACCGUCAGCUCGAGCGGGACCACGAAAUCAAACCUGUCCGAAUCAUUCAGGGAACUUUCUUGACCAGCUUGAACGGACUGGGUUUCAGCAUCUCUCUUCUGAAGCUCGCAGACACCGGACUGGGUGCUGGCAAGUCGUUCUUGGAGCUCCUUGAUGCUCCUGCCGAGGCAGUGGGCUGGUCUGCUCCCAUCCCUUCGUCUACCUGGGCCGCUCACCGAAGCGAUGCUCCCGUAAAACUCAAGGAGACGAAGCUUGCGGCAGAGAAGCCCAGCAACCUAAAGUUGGAUGUAGCCGUUCUCAAGAAGGUUCUCGGCUCCGGUCUCAAGCGUGUCAUCGACGCCGAGCCUUUGGUCACUCGCUACGAUACUAUUGUCGGAGACGGUGACUGCGGUGUCGGCUUGAAGCGUGGCGCAGAGGCCAUCCAGGCCCUGCUCGACAACCCCUCAUCGAACCUUACCGAAGAUGUUGUCAACGCUGUGAACCGCAUCGUCACGGUCGUUGAGAACACCAUGGACGGUACUUCUGGAGCUAUUUACGCGAUCUUCCUGAACGCCCUUGCCCACGGUCUUCGCGAACAGGACACCGGCUCGUUUACUCCCGCCACCGCAGAUGUCUGGGCCAAGGCCCUCAGCCACUCUGUCAACGCUCUUUCAAAGUACACGCCCGCCCAGCCCGGCGACCGUACCCUGGUCGAUGCCCUGGUCCCCUUCUGCAACACCCUUCUCGAGACCAAGGACGUCCGCGCCGCGGCCAAGGCCUCGCACGAGGGCACCGAAUCGACCAAGAGCAUGAAGGCCAGCCUGGGCCGUUCCGUCUACGUCGGCGGCGAAGAAGAAUGGGUCGGCAAGGUCCCUGACCCCGGUGCUUACGGACUCAGCGAGUUCUUGGCCGGUAUUGCCGAUGCGGCUUGA
Molecule: messenger RNA, 1773 nt
Organism: Aspergillus melleus
Lineage: Eukaryota; Fungi; Ascomycota; Eurotiomycetes; Eurotiales; Aspergillaceae
Gene: dak1
Product: putative dihydroxyacetone kinase (DakA)
Exons: 4
Coding region: 1-1773 (590 amino acids)
Biological process (GO): glycerol catabolic process
Cellular component (GO): cytosol
Molecular function (GO): ATP binding; glycerone kinase activity
Source: RefSeq, a predicted model, not a curated record